Messenger RNA from Emys orbicularis (European pond turtle), 1002 nucleotides. It is a transcript of the gene THTPA, whose product is annotated as thiamine triphosphatase. Lineage: Eukaryota; Metazoa; Chordata; Testudines; Emydidae. The record is from RefSeq and is a predicted model, not a curated record. Gene Ontology annotation, molecular function: magnesium ion binding; thiamine triphosphate phosphatase activity. Gene Ontology annotation, biological process: thiamine diphosphate metabolic process; dephosphorylation; thiamine metabolic process.
AUGCCGUCGGGUAGCAUCGAGGUGGAGUCGAAGUUCGCGGCCGGGCCGGACACGGAGGCCAGGCUGGCGGCGCUGGGGGCAGCCCUGGCCGGGAGCUCGUCCUUCCGCGACCUUUACUACGACACCCCCGACCUGCGCCUCACGCGGGCCGACCACUGGCUGCGGCUCCGCCAGGGGGCCGGCUGGGAGCUCAAGUGCCCCCCGGUGCCAUGUGGAGGAGCCGGAGGGUCCAGCCAUGGCCUGGAUGCUCUGUGCCCGGAGCCACCAGCAGAGGGCGCCGGAGGGUCCAGCCUCGUCCCGGCUGCCCUGUCCCCGGAGCCGCCAGCAGGGGGCACCAGAGACUCCAGCCACGUCCCAGAUGCCGCGUCCCCGGAGCCUCCCGCCGUGGCCACCACCUACCAGGAGCUGACGAGCCCCUGCGCCAUCGUGGGCCGGCUAUGCGGGGUGCUGGGCGUGGCCCCGGUGCCCGGCUGGGACCAGGUGCCCGGGGCCGUGGCUGGGCUGGGCCUGCAGGAGUUUGCCAGCUUUGUGACCCGGCGCCGCAGCUACCAACUGGGGGGCCUGCGGGUGGACCUGGACCAGGCGGAUUUCGGCUACGCCGUGGCCGAGGUGGAGGCCCUGGUGGGGGCCCAGGAGGACGUGCCGGCAGCGCUGGAGGAGGUGCUGCAGCUCCGGCGGGCACUGGGGCGGGACGGUGCCACCCGUGUGCCGGGCAAGAUGAGUGUCUACCUCCAGCGGCAUCGCCCCCAGCACUACCAGGAGCUACUCCGGGCGGGGGUCCUGGCCGGGGACCCGCAGCGCCCCCCCCAUGACAACGCUUCCGAGCCUGAGACGCUGGCCCCACGGGGCCCCUCCAAAGUCAUGGAACUGGGGGGGGGGGCGGAGGGCGAAAUGGGGCCCCCUAGCGCCCGGGGGGGGGGGGAAUUGGGCACGGACCGGCCCCCUAGCGCUGGGUGGAGAUUGGGCAUGGACCGGCCCCCUCCGCAGCACGGCGCCCCCUAG